This is a messenger RNA of Sclerotinia sclerotiorum 1980 UF-70, 909 nucleotides long. RefSeq lists its product as hypothetical. The record is from RefSeq and is a predicted model, not a curated record. The transcript has 7 exons. Lineage: Eukaryota; Fungi; Ascomycota; Leotiomycetes; Helotiales; Sclerotiniaceae. Bases 1 to 909 code for a protein of 302 amino acids.
AUGCAUUCUUUGGUGGUGGAAUCUGCGAUUUGGUAUUCGUUUGUGAUAAUAAUUGUGGUUCUCAGAUAUAUUUCAAGAUGGGUACAACUCGGAUCGAUCAAGAAUUAUCAGCUCCAAGAUUAUCUCAUGUUCGCUGUGUUUCUCUUCUAUACCACGCUGGUUGUAUCCACGAAUAUUGUAUACGAUUUCGACACAAAUCUCAUACUGCCAUCUGAUAUUCCCAAGCUCACUCCUGACUCUAUUGCGUCGCGUAUAAAAGGAAGCAAACUCGUGCUUGUGGUGGAACAGUCGAUGAUCAUGACCAUCUGGGGCGGCAAAGCUUGCUUAUUGUGCAUGUAUUUGAAGAUGAUGUAUGCGGCCCUUGGCACAGCAACUCAUCACCUGAUUGUUAAUGCGACGUUUAACAUCAGUUCAGAUCUCAUGAUGUUGUUUAUACCCAUGCCGCUAGUUAUCAAAGCACAACUCCCCACAUUGAAAGAAGCAUCAACUGUGAUGAUCAUUACCAACAUGCCGAUGUGUUGGCCAUUAGCAAGAAAAUUAUUCGGCUUGAGAUCGUGGUCGGGAUCCAUAGAACGUACGAAAUCGAAAAGCAAGACGUCACCGAAGAAAUACUUGAGCACUAUUCUGACUGGCUCUAAAUUUGGGAACAAAAAAGAAAACUCAGCAUAUAGAAGUGAGAGUAGAGAGGGGAUAUUUGAUGUAAAUGCAGGUGUCUCGGGAAGAUCAAUAGGGCUAGAAAUAUGGGAAAGCAGAGAAGUGAGUGUACGCAAUGAGGAACCAAAUUCCAAACAAGGGCGGAUCAACAAUACGACAACUGUCACCGUAUCAAGAUCGAUGGACAGUUUGAGUGAGCACUCGAAGAGCAAUAUGGGAUCAGAGAGUCGAGAAUAUAUAGGCCAUGCAGUAUGA